Messenger RNA from Anneissia japonica, 1164 nucleotides. Its product is annotated as THO complex subunit 4-like. The record is from RefSeq and is a predicted model, not a curated record. Gene Ontology annotation, biological process: mRNA export from nucleus. Gene Ontology annotation, molecular function: mRNA binding. Gene Ontology annotation, cellular component: nucleus. Lineage: Eukaryota; Metazoa; Echinodermata; Crinoidea; Comatulida; Comatulidae.
GUCGACCAAUGAAUAUCCAGCUUGUGACGUCAGCUGUUGAACUCAGCUCACCUAAGCCAUCGAUGAGCUCAAGAAUUGGUAACCCCAGGAGUCAGAAUGCAAGAGGUGGUCAGAGAAGCAAUCGUGGCAGCGGUGGAGGGCGACGGGGUGGACGAGGUCGAGGAAGAGGGCGAGGUGGUGGACGUGGUCAAAAUGCACCGACACCUUCCAAAGAAGAAUUAGAUGCAGAGUUAGAUGCCUACAAUGCACAGAUUGACCAAAACUAAUGAAGAGUGAGAGGAAGAGAGAGUGUGUUAAUGUGAGUGUAUAAAAUGUUCAAAUAUGGCAAGACGUGCACCAAGCCACAGCAUCUACAAAGCAGAAAAGAGAGCGUGUGGAAGAGUGUUUGUAUGAAAUGUUCAAAUAUGGCAAGACAUGCACCAAGCCACAGUAUCUACAAAGCAGAACAGAGAACAGUCAGCAGGGUUGCAGCAUACUGUGAUAGGCAUGUUGUGACGUGGCUCAAUCAAACUCAACACUUGUCAUUGUUUUAAUUGGGAAUAGAAAGAAAUGUGUUGUAAAAUUUAAAUCUUUUAGCUUGAUAGAUUUUGAUGCAAUUAUGUUAUAGAAAUAGAAAAGCAUUUGUCUUGUCAUUUCGCAGACAUGUUUCACAAUGUUUUACUAUUAUCUGUACUUCAAAAAUUCAACCAUAAUUUUUCUUUGUUCUGAAAUUGAGAUUUCAUAUUUCCUUUCACAUUUGAAUUCAGUAUUAGCAUGUAAUGUAGGGUGUGGGAUACCUAUGCUGUGACCCUGGGUUACUCUUGCAUCAAAAACAAUAAUCCCACUCACCUCAACAUGUGGGUUUUCAGACCUGACAUCGGUAGGCUUCUAAAGUGAUAAUGCCCCUUUUUUAAUAGUUUUUAUUCCACAUGUAGUAUUUUAUAAGUGGCUGUACAUGGUGCACUGCAUGUAAAUUUUGUUUGAAAUAGUAAUUUUAGUGUUUUGAUAUUACUUUUAUUUAUGAUCUGAAAAAAAUUUCAUUGUGAAAGAAGUUUUUAAAUCUCAGUGUAUGGUUUAGUGAGCAGACCCAAUUUUUGUAUUUCUGGAUCUCUUUUUAAGAAUUGUAAAUCUUGGUAAGAGCAGUGAAUGAUGAAAUAAAAAUAUGUGAAUUGUUUUGAUUGUAAA